Messenger RNA from Lodderomyces pseudojiufengensis, 999 nucleotides. Its product is annotated as cationic amino acid transporter. The transcript has a single exon. The record is from RefSeq and is a predicted model, not a curated record. Bases 1 to 999 code for a protein of 332 amino acids. Lineage: Eukaryota; Fungi; Ascomycota; Pichiomycetes; Serinales; Debaryomycetaceae. Gene Ontology annotation, cellular component: fungal-type vacuole membrane. Gene Ontology annotation, biological process: basic amino acid transmembrane export from vacuole.
AUGCUACCACCACCAGUAAUAUUAGAUUCUCAAGCAAUAAGUGGAAUAACAGGCUCAAUAUCAAUAGCAUGUUGGAUUGUAGUCUUUGCUCCUCAAAUAUCUCAAAAUUUUAUCAGAAAAUCAUCAGAUGGUUUAAGUUUAACUUUCAUAAUAUUAUGGUUAGCAGGUGAUGUCUUUAAUGUAUUGGGAGCAGUAUUGCAAGGACUUUUACCAACAAUGAUCAUAUUAGCAAUAUAUUAUACUUUAGCUGAUAUUGUUUUAUUAUGGCAAUGUUUAGUAUAUGGAAAUGGAGACGAUAGUGAAAAAAAAACUGAUUUGACUCACUUAUCACCGGCAACUCCUAUAAACGAUGAUAUCUUGGAGGAAGCUGUUUCACCAUCUAUACGGUCCCAAGACUUAGAAAAUUCCGAUUCAAAAAAGUCAAACUAUUCUUCAAAUGGACUAACCAGUAUUUUAUUGAAUACAUUAAUGGUAUCAUUAGUUUUAUUAUCAGGAAUAAUUGGGUGGUAUAUAAGCUACCUCAACGAUUUAAAAAAUGACGAAAAACACCAACACCAUAAUCAUGACUCAAAAAAUUCUACCAAUUUAGUAUUUGAUCCAUUAGCUCAAUUUUUUGGAUGGUUAUGCGCUAUAUUGUAUUUAGGAUCAAGAAUUCCUCAAAUUGUUUUGAAUUAUGAAAGGAAGUCAACUGAUGGCAUAUCAUUUAUGUUUUUCUUAUUUGCAUGUUUGGGUAAUUUGACUUAUGUCAUCUCAAUCAUAUCGAUAGAUAUGAGUUGGUAUUAUUUAUGGGUAAAUAGUUCUUGGUUAGCAGGAUCAUUGGGGACUUUGGCUUUAGAUUUUACGAUUUUUGUUCAAUUUUUUUUAUAUAAUAAAGAUGAUGAAUUAAGUUUUACUGAUAGCGAAGCUACUAGUUGUUGCGAGAGUAAUCAUGAGCGUUUACUCAAUGGUAACAACAAUGAAAGCUAUGGUUCAACUACAUCUAAUGAUAAGCAUGUAUAA